UUUCUUCCCCCUAUCGGGCUAAAAGGCUCGGCGGCCGUGAUCCGACCGAUCGCGAAAAACUCAGGGAAGAUCUCUUCUCUCUCUCUCUCUCUCUCUGCUUCUGCGAAGGCAAAUUCACCGCUAUUUAUCAACAUGGACGCACAUCACGCGUCUCUUGGUCGACGAACGUUGCAAGAAAUUCGACAAAAGAGAGCAGCAGAGAGACUAGUCAAGACCUCAUCCGGGCCCGAUCUCACCAGUGCUUCGAAUUCCGAUGAUGGCAUGGGAAUUAAGAAAUCAGAGAGCGGCGGUCGACUGUCAGAGAGUGAUGUUACUGGUCUAGUAUCUCAGCUGAAAGACCUGCAUAGAAAGAAUAUGGAAUUGGAAGAAGAUAAUGUAAAAUUGAUCUCGAAGCUCCAGACAACGGAGGCGGAGAAUCAUGUGCUGCAAAAGCGUAUAAAUGAUCUGGAACAGAAUACUGUGCCAUCCUUGCGAAAAGCUCUCAAGGAUGUGGCAAUGGAAAAAGAUGCUGCAGUUGUUGCUCGGGAGGAUCUCUCAGCCCAACUUCGAACCAUCAAGAAACGUUUAAAGGAAGCUGAAGAAGAACAAUACCGUGCAGAAGAAGAUGCAGCAGCUCUGAGAGCAGAAUUAAAUUCAAUGCAGCAACAAGCAAUGAGUGGUCCACUCGGUGGCAUAACCACAAUGGGAAUUUCACCAGAUUACAUGCAAUCCAUGGAAAAAGAGCUAGCCAGUUUGAAAUCCCAGUUGGAGCAAGAGUCACUGCUGAGGCAGCAAGAGCAACAACAUUUGGCAGAGGAACAAGCUCGGAUGUCUUCCCUCGUCUCUGAAAAGCAGGAGUUGGAAGAGAAACUUGCAGUUAUCUCCAAAAGGACCUCAGAAGAAGUUUCAGUGAAAGCUGCUCAGAGGGCAUUUUCAGUGGAAGACAAGGAGAGACUUGAGAAGCAAUUGCAUGAUAUGGCAGUGGUGGUGGAGAGAUUGGAGAGCAGCAGACAGAAACUGCUAAUGGAGAUUGAUUCACAAUCUUCAGAGAUAGAGAAGCUUUUUGAGGAGAAUUCUAACCUUUCAUCUGCUUAUCAAGACGCAAUGGAUGUGGUAGUGCACUGGGAGAAUCAGGUGAAAGACUGUCUUAAGCAAAAUGAGGAGCUCCGUAGCAUGCUAGAUAAGUUGAGAACAGAACAGACUAGUACACCGCCAUUCAAUGGCAUGGAGACGCAGAAAAGCCUGCUGGAAGCAACAAAAGAGGUGGGGAAUGAGACUGUUCCCCAGGCGUACGCAGCGGAAAUUCUUUCCCUCAAGGGCUACCUUGCUAAAGAACAAAGCAGAGCAGAGGCACUAUCAGCAGACGUUUUGCAGCUUUCAGCGCGACUCCAACAAGCUACACAAGCAUACCAUGGUCUUGCGCGGCUCUAUAAACUUGUAUUGCGGAAUAUUGAGAGCAGUCUCCUCAAAAUGAAGCAAGAUGGUUCGGUGACCGUGCAGUGAAGAUGCCGAGCAGUUUCUGGACAGAUCAACGCUUAAGUGGUAUUAUCCCGCGGGGGGAACUAGUUUGAAACUUAGGUCGUUCUUGCUUAAACACUGAUUGUUGUAGAAUUCGCAGAGAAAAAAUGGAACAAAAUUUGACUGCUUAGGUUAAAGGGUGCUAAAUCGUUGCUGUAAACUACGCAGUUGCCCCACAUAUACUCCCGUCAUGUAAUUUUCUCAAGCAUUCCUUACUCGAUUUAUGUAUGAAACCACAGUGUUGUUUUUAUGGU
Rhododendron vialii is the source of this 1751-nucleotide messenger RNA. RefSeq lists its product as uncharacterized. NCBI's taxonomy places the organism in Eukaryota, Viridiplantae, Streptophyta, Magnoliopsida, Ericales, Ericaceae. The record is from RefSeq and is a predicted model, not a curated record. Bases 133 to 1482 code for a protein of 449 amino acids. The transcript is spliced from 15 exons.